UACUAGCAUUUUUGGAAAAUUACAACAACGUAUUAUCAAAACCCAGAAACUUUAAAAACUCUUCCGCUUCAGAAUUGUUGCCCUUUCCAUUUCAGCAUCUUAACAAUAUCCACCUGAAAACAAAUUAGGGUUUUGUUGCUUUCUACUUCUAGACUCAAAAUAAAGCUUUCUAGGGUUUCUGGGUUUUCUAGAAAAGGAAAAAAAGGGCAAAGCUUUCUAGGGUUUCAAAGUCGCCGGAGACGGUUGAGAAUCAGAAUAGCCGGAACUUCGACACGCUUUGUGAGAAAGAGUGCUUGAAAUGGAAAACACAAGCACAGAGCAGGAACCAGAGUCUUCAUCAACAGGGAUUUUCAAGUUACCAGGAGAACCGGCUAUUGUCAUUAACGGGGUCCCUAAUGUAUCUGCAAUUGACAGCACUCCUGUUCUCGGUAAUACGGUGAAUGAUGCAGAAAGAAACAGAAAUACAUCUUUUGGUGAUUGGUUAGAAGGAAGGGUAGUUCAGAAGUUGUUUGGGAAUCGAUACUUUUCUGGUGUGGUUACCGAGUUUGACAGAGAAGCGGGCUGGUACAGGGUGGUGUAUGAAGAUGGUGACUUUGAAGAUCUUGACUGGCAUGAGUUGGAAGAGGUGCUUCAGCCUUUAGAUAUAACAGUUCCACUGAGAUCAUUAGCACUGAAGACUAACAAGAAAAUCCAAAAACUUCUUCAUAAAUCUGGCAAAAAUGUGGCUCAAUCUCGGGCUCGCCGGGUAAAACAUGUGGGAAGUAGGGGUAAGAAGAUUGUGGAGUAUCAAGAGGCAUCAUAGAUGAAGUUCAACUGUUCAUUGGGCUUAACUCGUGGCACAAUUUCAAAGGUUGAUGAAGAGAAUUCAAAAGACAGAUCCACUUGUCAAAACUGGUAAUUUGAAAUUUGGCCUUGUGAGAUGGACGAACAUAAUGUGACUCAUGAGGAGAACACUAAAUCUGAGUAGCCAAUGUUUCGUGGUGAUCUUGGAACUGAGAAUCCGAUGAUUUUCUCAUUCGUAGUGUCUUAAUUUUGUAUGUUUGUGACUUGUCAAAUGCAGUACAUAUGUAGUAGCCAUUCAUAGUAUUUUCUGUGUUUGUAACUUGUCAAAUGCGGCACAUAUGUAGUAGUAUCAACAAAACUCUCAGUACUUGUGUGGAACCCGUGUUGAAACUUGAAAUCUUGAAUGAUGAACAAGAAAAAAAAAAUUGUUAUAUUCAGUUAA
Molecule: messenger RNA, 1225 nt
Organism: Quercus robur (English oak)
Lineage: Eukaryota; Viridiplantae; Streptophyta; Magnoliopsida; Fagales; Fagaceae
Product: dirigent protein 17-like
Exons: 2
Coding region: 299-802 (167 amino acids)
Source: RefSeq, a predicted model, not a curated record